Molecule: messenger RNA, 2111 nt
Organism: Hyalella azteca
Lineage: Eukaryota; Metazoa; Arthropoda; Malacostraca; Amphipoda; Hyalellidae
Gene: Dysb
Product: dysbindin
Exons: 6
Coding region: 155-901 (248 amino acids)
Biological process (GO): negative regulation of protein kinase activity
Cellular component (GO): cytoplasm
Source: RefSeq, a predicted model, not a curated record
GCCCGGGUAUUCAAGGGAUCAUUUGUUCGCCAAUUGAGCAUAUGCUGAUCAUUUAUCUGAUUAGUUUUGCCCGUGAAGUUAAUGACGUAAAUCAAACAUGUGAGCUGCCUGUGCGCGCUUGUUACAAUUUUCACCGUUUCACGGACCGAUAGGAAUGUUUGAAUCUCUGAGAAAAAAUAUCCAGUCGGUUCAAGAUGGCAUUACUGCAGGAUUGCAGCGGCUAUCCAGUGGUGCUCCUACCCCCACUACACCCCCAGAUGGAACAUUGCCCAUAUCAUUGCAUGGAGGUGGAGCUGACCUCCUUACCAUGUAUCAGAGCCAGUGGGCAACAAUGCAUCAUAUGGCUCUACAAAAUGCCAAGCUUGCACAGUGUGUAGCUGAUGACAUCUCUUGUCUGACUGAGGAAUGUGAGACUCAGCACAGUCAGUUGCUUGAGCUACGAUCUCUGCUGGCACAUCUCCCCAACAUCAUGGCCCAGCUGCACUCAUCACUAACAACAAUAGGACAUGUGCGCAGUGUGCUAGAGGAAGUUGAAAUGGGCCUGGGAGACCUUGAAGCAACCAUCGAGGAGUCUGUAAUGCAAGAAGAGAUUCUUGACAUGAAGAUGAAAGCAACACUCCUUAUUGAAUGUCGUCAACACAAACUAAAUAUGCUUCAUAAUGAACUAAGUGCGCAACACAGAGAGAAAUUAGCUGCUGCUGAACAACGCAGGGAAGAAGACCGCCGCAUGAGACUCGAGACUUUUUCUGAGCAGUUCCAGGAAGACCUGAAAAAUUACAAGGAAAGUGGCACCGUCGGCGACAGGGCUGUAGCUCCUGUAUUGACAAAGUUAGAGGACGUGAUGGUCGAAGACGACUCCUCGGCCCUUGAAAGCUUCCUGCAAGACGACUCACAGCCAUGAAGUUUUGCACCCUGUGUCUAGGAUACACACACUUUACAAAAUUCAUAUACACGUUUAAUUUGCGUUUCAGACCCUGAUACCUCCAUACUACUUGGUCUAUUGACACUCGCUCACUGAACUGGAAAGAGCGGGCUUUACAGAUAAUGCCACAUGGUUUGAUAAUGUCAUAACUGCAAAUUAUUAGAACGAUAUGAAUUGAUCUAACUUUACAGGUUUAGUGAAUUUAUAGGCGUAAUGCUUAUCUACUACAUUUCCUCUCUAACAAACUUCGUAUUUAUUUAUUCAUGGUGCAUGUAAACGUCCAGAAUUAGUAUGAGUGACGCAGAGUUAAAAUGACUUAUUCACAGCAUAAUUCAGAUUGCGAUCGCUUCAUAGAAAUAGUGCAUUUCUCCAUUGGCAUUCAUAUGAUUAUUACUGUUAGACUAGAGUCUCUAGACUCUAGACGAAACUGAUCUGAAGCGCUAGAGACCUCUCCCCUACUACUACUACUACUACUUAUCACUUUUAUCUUUUGCGGAGAGUCAUGGUUCGUUCCUUGUCGUUAAAAAUAUUCAUAUUAUUCCACAAAAUGUUCUACUUUUCUUACAUAGCCUUAUGUAAGAAACUGCUUCGUCUAGCUAAGGUUUAACUAGUGCUCUGCUUCACCCCGCCACAAGCGAGAAAAUUUCGUAAGCCGUCCUUCCACAUUAACUAUUUAGGAUCUUCUGAUUACGCUCUCUAAGUCUCUAACUUACAUGAGGUAAUAUAUAUACUUGUUGGAAAACAUAAAAAAAAACUUACGUUUCUGUAAUUUGGCGUUGUAAUAUUCGACUCUUAUUUAAUGCUUUAUAAUAUUUUAUACAUCUGUGUAAUUCUGUCUGUAAAGGUUUCCUAAACAUUUUAUGUUAAGGUAUUGUCGGUAAUUGUACUUGAAAUGUCCAUUUUCAUUGUGUUCACUCGCCUCUCAUAACAGGUGUCAUUUUUUGCAUAACGACAUUUUUAUUUUUUUAAAGAUGCUAUGGUUCGUUUUCGUUUUUAUGUUUUAUAUUUCCUAUGAAUAAUCCCGUGUAUUAUGAAGUGUUCACAUGUCUCCUUAGGAUGACGAAUCUCCUUGAAUUGAAAUGCAAUUUAUGAUAGAAUAAUUUUCCUUGCAAGGAAAUGUUCUUAAACUCGAAUGUAAUUUAUAUGUAAAAAUUUGUGGAUUUUCAAGGAAUUCAUUUUUAGCGCAUUU